AUGCCCGUCGUACACUUGCUGGAUUAUGCUGCGGGCAACAUUCGAUCACUUGUCAACGCCAUCGAGAAGCUCGGCUGGCAGGUGGAAUGGAUCACGUCGCCGCAAGAUGUGGAGAAAGCAGAGAAAUUGAUUCUCCCUGGUGUUGGCCACUUCGGCCACUGCCUAAGCCAAUUCGCCAAUGCUGGCUACGUAGAACCUGUCCGAAAACACAUUCAAUCUGGCAAACCUUUCAUGGGAAUCUGCGUCGGCCUCCAAGCAAUAUUCGAAGGCUCCGCAGAGAGCCCGAAUGUCCCUGGACUUGGGAUCGUCAAGGGUCGUCUAGAACGCUUCCGCAACGGCGACAAGAGCGUCCCGCACAUCGGCUGGAAUUCUGCGAAUGCAAGCAGCUCUGAGAGUAUCUAUGGCCUUCGACCUGACAGCAAGUACUACUACGUCCACUCAUAUGCUGUGCCAUAUCGGGAAGGGCAGUUCGAGAAGGAUGGCUGGAAAGUGGCGACCGCUCGAUACGGAAGUGAGGAGUUUGUCGGUGCCAUUGCCAAGGACAACGUACUGGCAACCCAAUUCCAUCCUGAGAAGAGCGGCGCGGCCGGUCAGCGUGUAUUGAAGGCGUUUUUAGAGGGAAGAGGAAGCGAAGCUCUACCUGCUGUUCUGGACCAGUCAUCGAUCAAGGACGGCCUCACGAGACGCAUCAUCGCAUGUCUUGACGUACGGACGAACGACCAAGGUGAUUUGGUCGUCACCAAGGGCGACCAAUACGACGUCCGUGAGAAGUCAGAUAACGCAGUUCGAAACCUCGGCAAGCCAGUGCAGAGAGCACAGCAAUACUAUGAGCAAGGCGCAGAUGAAGUCACCUUCCUCAACAUCACAUCAUUCCGCGAUACCCCCCUCAAAGAUUUGCCGAUGCUGGAAGUGCUACGACAAGCAUCUGCUACCGUCUUUGUACCUCUGACCAUCGGAGGCGGCAUUCGCGAUACACAAGACCCAGAGACAGGGCGAACAGCACCCGCUCUCGAAGUCGCAACGCUUUACUUCAAGUCCGGUGCAGACAAAGUCUCCAUCGGCUCAGAUGCAGUCACAGCUGCGGAGCAAUACUUUGCCUCAAAUAAGACUCUGACCGGCAAGACCGCAAUCGAGACGAUCAGCGAAGCGUACGGUGCCCAAGCAGUCGUCGUGUCUGUCGAUCCCAAACGCGUUUACGUCUCUUCACCCGAAGCCACAACCCACCACACUAUCGAAACAGCCUUCCCAGGUCCCAACGGGGACAAGUACUGCUGGUACGCCUGCACGAUCAAAGGUGGCCGCGAGACCCGCGAUCUCGACGUCGUCCAACUCCUCACAGCUGUCGAAGCAAUGGGCGCCGGCGAGAUCCUGCUCAACUGCAUCGACAAAGACGGCACAAACUCUGGCUUCGAUCUUGAACUGAUACGCAUGGCGAAGGCAUCGGUCAAAAUCCCUGUGAUUGCGUCGAGCGGUGCUGGCAAUCCUGACCAUUUCGCUGAGGUCUUCGAGAAGACGAACGUGGAUGCUGCGCUGGGUGCGGGCAUGUUUCACCGAGGAGAGUGGACGGUGAAGCAGGUCAAGGAUGAGCUGAGGAAGACGGGACUUUUGGUGAGGAAGUUUGAGGAGGAAUUGUAA
This is a messenger RNA of Zasmidium cellare ATCC 36951, 1635 nucleotides long. RefSeq lists its product as uncharacterized. Gene Ontology annotation, biological process: L-histidine biosynthetic process. The coding region runs from base 1 to 1635 and encodes 544 amino acids. NCBI's taxonomy places the organism in Eukaryota, Fungi, Ascomycota, Dothideomycetes, Mycosphaerellales, Mycosphaerellaceae. Gene Ontology annotation, molecular function: imidazoleglycerol-phosphate synthase activity; oxo-acid-lyase activity. The transcript is spliced from 2 exons. The record is from RefSeq and is a predicted model, not a curated record.